This is a messenger RNA of Funneliformis caledonium, 810 nucleotides long. The record is from the annotation of a GenBank genome assembly. NCBI's taxonomy places the organism in Eukaryota, Fungi, Glomeromycota, Glomeromycetes, Glomerales, Glomeraceae.
AUGUCCGAAACUUCUCAUGAUCCUACUUCUACGAGCAAUGAACUUGUGAUUUGGAAAUAUGAUAAUCCUUAUGCGAAUUAUAAACUUGAUCCUGAACGAAUCUUUUUAUUAAAUGGAUAUACACUUCGAAUAAAUCAAAAAUUAAAUAAUAUUGUCGACAUUACACAAAAUACUGGGAAUUUAGUUUGGGAUGGCGCAUAUAUAUUAAGCAAAUAUAUUGUAAAUAAUCUUAAAAAUGAUGCAACAUUUCGUGAAAAUAUUAAAUACGCUGCACCAUUUAACGAGAUACGAUUUUUGGAAUUGGGAUCAGGGUGCGGACUGGCUGGAUUAUCAACAUGGAUUUUAGGUGGAUUUGUUGUAUGUAAACGAUUUAAUUCGGAAUCUAAUUUAAAAAAUAAAAAUAAAUUGGAUGUUGGAUUGCGUGGAGAAGAUAUUAAUGUUUUUCCAUUAAAUUGGGAAGAAUUGCCUCAAGACUCUUCAAACCCACUACACAUAUCGAAUAUGCUUCCGUUUGAUAUUAUUCUCGCAUCGGAAAUCAUUUACUUGUUUCAUUUACACAAAUCGUUAAUUAAAACAAUAAAAUAUUUUAGUCAUCUACCUUGUGACACUUUAGAAGGAAGGAAAGAAAACCGAAGAACUUUGGUAUUAGGAAUCUAUAAAGAUCGUGGAUUAGGUGAAUCGACCUUUUUUGAUAUUGCUAAUAAAUUUGGUAAAAUGAAAGUUAUUUGGAUUGAUAAUAAUUGGAUGAUAAAAGAAUUUAAUAAUUAUUCUCAAGAAUAUAAAAUGUUUUGGCUUAUUCCUUUUGAAUAA